CCUUCCAAUUUAUGACAUACCCAAUUCCACAACACCAAUUUAAGCUCAAGGAAAAAGAGAGACAGAAAGAAGGCUGGAAGUAAUGGGCGAAGCCCAUAUGAGAAAAGGGCUUGACCCCUUCCUCCUUACCCCUACCACCAUUUAAAACCGACGUAUAUAUAUCAUAACUCACAGAUCGCGGGAAUCGCAGAGCGUGAGGGAAGUGCUAAUAGUUCGCCGGCCUCUGAUUAGAACAAAAGCUGUUGGAUCCAUCCAUCUGAGAAUGGAUUUCAUUUUCUUCCUUUUCAGAUUCUCUGAAGACUGAGGAAUUCAAAUUAACGGAGCUUUUCAAUUUGUCUUUUUCUACCAGCUACAGGUCAUCUCAUUUGCUCGGUUUCUUCAACUAUUCUUUUCUAUUCUUUCUGCGGCGGCGGACGCAAACAAUGUUGCAAUGGAUGGGAGGAUCAAGACGGAAAGUCACAACUAGGACUUCUGUAUGCUUCAGUUUCCUGCUUAUGAGUAUGAGAAUGACAUUUUGAACUGCAUUUGCUAUACCAAAUAAUAGAGAACUUCUGCUCUGACAUUACUUGUGUGCAUGCUGUCUGUGGAGAAUUUCAGUCAAGGAAGUCUACUCAGAAAAGGUACAGAACCUUGUUCUAAUUUUUCUUUGCUUUAUUAUUUAUCAACGAUUUUCCUGUCACGCAUGGCAACAUAAAAUCCACUAAACAGUCAGCUAAUUUUGCGGAAAAUAUUGUCCAAUUGAUACUUUUUACGCAUUUCCUUGUAAUUGUCAAGGCAAAAGCGAUACUUUGAACAAAGGAAACGAGAACAGCAGCUACAGAUGGCAGGUUCUGAGGGCUAUGAUGAUGAAACUAGUAUACAGGGGAAACAUCAAAAGGAAUAUCGAUCUCUAGAUAUCCUCAGCCUGCUAAACCUCUCAACGGUUCCUGAAGAAGGCAGGUCUUGUCCCAGCAGACAGGAUAGUAAGACUGGUGCUCUAACAAUGAAGUAUCAUAUCCCAAAGGAUCGACCAACAAUCAUUACAAAUUCAGUCCCUCCAUACUCUGUUCAAAUCAAGGAAGCAGGUGCACCACCAUCAAGCUGCCAAUCGGAAUUACAAUACCCAAAGGUUUCAUUUUUCAGUCAUGACAACCAUGCCUCAAAUGGAAUAAAUAAUAGUCCUGAUCUCUUGAAUGCAGCCGGUGAGAAACAAUUUUCUGUUUUCGACAUGCUUAGUGAUGAUGCAUCAGGGGACACUUUAGAAAGAAGUCUGGUUCAUGAAGCUCAUGCUGCAUUUUCAAUUGAAGGUUUAGGCAAGAUCAGAGCAGAGACUCCACUGCAUUCUCCAAAACAACAGGGCAGAGUCCCUUCUGAUGAUUGUGCAUUUCCCUGGAACAUUGCAAGGCAACUAAACUCAUCCAAGAAUUCUAACCAUCUACUGAAUGAUAUUGAACUAGAAAUGGAUGCAAUGAUGCAGGACAUCAAUAUGCCACUUGUUGGCAAAGCUUCGGAGUUUUCACUGGGCAAAACGGAUUUACAUGGCAAUGGGAGAACAAAUCUAUCCACUGUCACAGACCACAUGCAACUUGACAGCCGUUAUAGUAACAGAGAGUGCACUUUUGGUGACACAAACAUUUUCUCCAACAUAAGGAGAAGGGAAGAUACGUCCGACGCUAGGCCUCGGUUCCUGGGUGAUGACUUUCUACAUGAACGGAAAGACGACGUUUCUUGGAAGUAUUGGCCACACAAAAUAGAUGCUGGAGAUUUUUUGGAAUAUGGCAAGGGUGAGUUGUCAGAUUAUGCUUUUGAAGGCCAUCACGUGCUGAAGAAAAGGGAUGUGAAAGCAACAAAGUUCAACAGUUUAGGGCCACCUUCUCCAAAGCACACAACAUCAGAAAUUGGUCGUGAUUUCACAACUUUAAUUGGAGUAAGCCAUACCCCAGUCCAAAGGAAUGUUGAUAUUAGAGGUUUGCCAGGCGAACCGGACUGGCCUUAUUUUGAGACUGAAGAUGCAAAGGAUAAUUUGAGAUUGCCGAGUGAAGAAUCAUGCUCAUCUAGCGCAGUGAGAGGCGAAAAAAUAGAUAGUUCACCUCCAAAUUCAACGCCUAGGCAGAGCAGGAGAAUAAGCAAUACUUGUGGCAGAACUACCAGGAAGUAUGACGUGGACAGUGUUUUUACCAAGGAAACAAAUUGCGCAGACAGGGAUAAUCUUAGGCUACGAUCUAGAAAUUGUAUGAAGACGCCAGUGCUUCCCAGGUCAAAAGCCACCAAGCCCGUAAGCUCUUGUUUCCUAGGGAUAACAGGAUCUUUUCAGACAUGGUUGCUUGAGGAAGGAUGCAAUUCAGAUGAUAUAGAUUUGGGUUUCAGUUCUUUCCAUUGCACCUCAGAGACAAAACUUCCAUCUUUAGGAUGCAAGCUGUGGACCGAAGAUCCUCUCGGUACAUUUCCUGUUGCUGAACUCAAUGUUGCUGUCAAAUCUUGCUUUGAUAGACCUGAGCAAAGUGAAUCUAUCCAAUGUUCACCUUCUGGCUGUUUUACCUCUGAGAAGUCUGCAUUCGGCCAACCAUUUAAUCAUACGAACUCUUAUGAUUCUCCAGUAUUCUCAAAGGUUAGGUCUGGAUCAGUCAAGCAAGAUUUAUCUCCAGCUUCUAGAGUACAAGUUGUUUCCCUGGAUUCAUCCCAUACUGCUGGUCCGCAUGGAGAGACAGGGUUUGCUGACAUAUCAGUACAGGGAAGUAUCUGUGGAGAUGAUAAAAGAAAAUCAAACCUCCGGCCGGCCAAGUGUGAACAAUUUGAACUUAAAAAUACCCCUGGAAAUGAUUUCUUGUUUUCGGAGGACCCGAUGGCAGUGGAUAGUUCAAAUUCCAAGAGCAUGGAUAUUGAAUGCAAGGACGCAAAAGAUGGAACCCUAAAAGCAAAGGAGAACCUAAAAACAACGCAUUCUCCUGAGCAUGGUGAGGAAACAUCAUCAUCUGUUAAGAUCCAUGACAAAUCCGAGAGCAGUACAAAGGAGACAGGGUGUAAUUGUGAUGCAGAAAUUCCUCUUCGUAGUCAAAGUGGUACUGAAGGUACCUAAGUUUUGCCCC
Molecule: messenger RNA, 3065 nt
Organism: Theobroma umbraticum
Lineage: Eukaryota; Viridiplantae; Streptophyta; Magnoliopsida; Malvales; Malvaceae
Source: RefSeq, a predicted model, not a curated record